ACUAAUUCUGCGGUAAAGAUGGCGGCGUCGGAGGGGGCGCGUAGUGGCUUCAGCAAAACGGAACGACCCCGUAUGGGUUCGUUUUAAAAUUAAAAAAAAAAAAAAAAAAACUUCGGGGAGGGGGGAUAAAGAAUUCCCGGUUUGCCGACACGCUGCGCGGUGCUGUUAAACUGAACAGAAAGAUUUUGUGACACAUUGUGUAAGUGAUAGAAGCAGGGUGGGUGGGAUCUCUCUCUCACACUCACAUACUCACACUCACACACUCACACACACACACACACACAGCUAACGUUAGCAAGUGAGCUAAGCGGCGCUUGGGGGUGGAAGAACGCCGUGAACAGGCCGCUCCGCUGUUCCGCUGGGGUAUGUGAUCCGGGUGGCGCGGCAGGCUUCCCUUGCUUUUCACACAGGGCUCGUCAGAUGGGACAGCAGGUAGGCCGCGUGGGUGACGGGGCUCCGGCGGGGCUCCAGACGCCUCCGCAGACCCAGCAGCAGCAGCAGCACCCGGGCAAAGCCAACCGGGCGAGCAGCUCCGGGAGGAGAGCCAGGGAAGUUACGAGCACCGGAGCGCCACCGUGCAGGACCGCGGCCACUGCUAGCAUGCCGGACCCGGGGGUUAAUAUAUUCACUCAACACUCAGAAGCCCUGCACAGGCCGUUCGGGCUGGACUCUGCCGCGCUAACGGAGGCCGUGCGCUGGAGCUCGAAGGAGAACCUGCUGGGCGCCGCCGAGAGCGACCCCAACCUCUUUGUCGCACUUUACGACUUCGUUGCCAGCGGCGACAACACACUGAGCAUUACGAAAGGCGAGAAGCUGCGGGUGCUCGGCUACAACCAGAACGGCGAGUGGAGUGAGGUGCGCUCGAAGAACGGCCAGGGCUGGGUCCCCAGCAACUACAUCACGCCCGUCAACAGCCUGGAGAAGCACAGCUGGUACCACGGGCCCGUGUCGCGCAGCGCCGCCGAGUACCUGCUCAGCAGCCUGAUCAACGGCAGCUUCCUGGUGCGCGAGAGCGAGAGCAGCCCCGGCCAGCUGUCCAUCUCCCUGCGCUAUGAGGGUCGCGUCUACCACUACCGCAUCAACACGGCCUCCGACGGCAAGGUGUACGUAACAUCCGAGAGCAGGUUCAGCACAUUGGCCGAGCUGGUCCACCAUCAUUCCACCGUCGCAGACGGCCUGGUGACCACCCUUCACUACCCCGCCCCCAAAUGCAACAAGCCCACCGUCUACGGGGUCUCGCCCAUCCACGACAAGUGGGAGAUGGAGCGCACGGACAUCACCAUGAAGCACAAACUGGGCGGAGGCCAGUACGGGGAGGUCUACGUGGGCGUCUGGAAGAAGUACAACCUCACGGUCGCCGUCAAAACACUCAAGGAGGACACCAUGGAAGUGGAGGAGUUUCUGAAAGAGGCUGCGGUCAUGAAGGAGGUGAAGCACCCCAACUUGGUGCAGCUGCUGGGUGUGUGCACACUGGAGCCUCCCUUUUACAUCGUGACGGAGUACAUGCCACACGGAAACCUGCUGGACUACCUGCGUGAGUGCGACCGGGAGGAGGUGAACGCUGUUGUGCUCCUCUACAUGGCCACGCAGAUCUCCUCUGCCAUGGAGUACCUGGAGAAGAAGAACUUCAUCCACAGGGACUUGGCUGCUCGGAACUGCCUGGUAGGGGAGAACCACGUGGUAAAAGUGGCUGAUUUUGGCCUGAGUCGUCUGAUGACGGGCGACACAUACACGGCUCACGCAGGAGCGAAGUUCCCCAUCAAAUGGACUGCACCAGAGAGCCUGGCGUACAACACCUUCUCCAUCAAAUCAGACGUCUGGGCGUUUGGGGUGCUACUGUGGGAGAUCGCGACCUACGGCAUGUCGCCAUACCCCGGUAUUGACCUGUCACAGGUCUACGACCUGUUGGAGAAGGGGCUCCGCAUGGAACAGCCAGAAGGCUGUCCCCCUAAAGUCUACGAGCUCAUGAGGGCCUGUUGGCAGUGGAGCCCGUUGGACAGGCCCUUGUUUUCGGAGAUCCACCAGGCCUUCGAGACCAUGUUCCACGACUCCAGCAUAUCAGAAGAAGUGGCAGAGGAGCUGUGCAAGACUGCCUCUUCUGGUAAGGGAGGGGUAGUGCACGCGCUGGGCCACGACCAGCCCCUGCUGCCCUGUAAGGCGCGGCUGCAGAAGAAACACUCAGACAACAAGGAGAACUUGGAGGGGCUGGACGUGUGGCAGGAGGGCGGCACCCACGGCCCUGCAGGCCUCCCGGCGGCUCUGCUGGCGGGCGGCUCGCCCGCUCUGCCCCGCAAGCAGAGGGACAAGUCUCCGUCAGGUCUGCUAGAGGACGCGCUGGACGCCACCUUCACCCGCGACCGCAAGGCCGGCUUCUUCAGCUCCUUCAUGAAGAAGAAGUCCGCGUCCUCCUCCUCCUCCUCGUCCUCCCCGGCGCAGCAGAGCCUCCCUAUGCCUCCCAAGAGGAGCAGCUCCUUCCGCGAGAUGGAGACACAGCCCCAGAAGAAGUACGAGCCGGCGGCGGGGUUCGGCGCACCUCCGCCGGCCCUGCCCCAGCCCGACGGUCUGAGCUUCUCCCCGUCGCACGGGGAGGGCAACCACAUCCAGUCCCGCUGCUGCGGCGCCACCUUUGGGCAGAAGGCGACGGGGGCGAGCGGCGGGGCAGGUUCCACCCAGUCGGGUGGUGGUGGCGGCGGCAGCAGCAGCAGCUGGGCAGGCUUAGCCGGCUUCUUCACGCCUCGCCUCAUUAAGAAGACGCUGGGGCUGCGAACUGGGAAGCCCUCGGCCGACGACGGGGGUGGAGCGGCCAGGCCUUUCCCACGCUCCAACUCCACGUCCUCCAUGUCGGCGGGCCUGCCUGACCUGGAGCGCAUGGCACUGACGUUGCCGCGGAACCGCAGCAAGCCGCCGUUGGAGCGCACGGCCUCGGCCACGUCGCAGCCAGACAACGGGGCGACGCGCAAGGCAGACGAGGGCACAGCACAGAUCCGUGACCGGCCCAAGGCCAAGCUGUUACCGCGGGGAGCGUCAGUGGGCCUGGGAGGGGCCAGAGCACCGGGGGUGGGGGCUGAUGCGGAGUGCGACACCCACGGACGGCUCAGGGAGGGGCAGGACGAGCGGCUGGGCUGGUCUUCGCCGUCGAAGGCGUCUCCGGCAGGCGGCGUGUCUGUGGGACCACACAACCACAAAGUCCCAGUCCUGAUCUCCCCUACACUGAAGCACAGCCCAGCCGACGUGCACCUGGUCGGGGUGGACUCCCAGGGCAACCGCUUCAAACUGUUAGCCGACAGUGCUGGCGACCGCGACCGGCCGCGACUGGUCAAGCCCAAAUGCGCGCCCCCUCCCCCGCCCAUGCUGCGCGCUCUCCAGCAUGCCUACGGUGCGGACGGUGCAGACGACGGCCUGGAGGUCAACGGGGACGGGGUCAAGCGAUCGGGGAGGGGGCCGGGCGCGGCUCGGCCGUGCAUCCCUCCGCCGCAGGUGCCUCCGGCGGCCUUGACCUCCACCGCCGGCACAACCACCCCAACCAAAAUGGCCAACGGAGCGUCCAGUGGCGCGUCCUCUGCCUCCUCCAAGCUGACGCUGCGUCGGACUCGGCAGCAGACUGAACGCACGCCCCUGGAGAAGGUGAGCAAGGAGGCCCUGCUGGAGUGUGCAGAGUGCCUGAGCAGCGCCCUCUACAGCAGCGCUGAUGCCCCCUACAGCAGCCAUGUCCUGGACGCGGGCCACCAGCUGCUGGACUACUGCUCGGGAUACGUAGACUGCAUCCCACAGACGCGCAAUAAAUUCGCCUUCCGUGAGGCUGUGGGGAAAUUGGAGCUGAGUCUUCAGGAGCUGCGGGCGUCCUCUGCGGGUGGUGGAGGGGUGGCGGGUGGAGCUGGCACAAGCCCCGCCCUUGAAAACUUGCACUCUUGUAUUAAAGAAAUCAGUGACGUGGUGCAAAGGUAGCUAGUGGGUCCACAUAUCCCUGACUCUCAAACUACCCAAAACUUUUAGAAUAAAUGCUUUUUUCCUUUUUUUUUUUUUUUUUUUAAUGUAUUGUUUAAAUGAUUGGAGACAAAGAAUAUACUUGCAGAAGUACCUCAGUAAAAUCACUACAAAUGGUCUGUCUCUCUCUCUCUCUCUCUCUCUCUCUCUCUCUCUCUCUCUCUCUCUCUCAUUGUUUACAGUUGACUUGUUCUUUUAGAUCAUCCGUUGGGAACACAGUUCUAAACUUGUAUAUAAGCUCACUGUCCACAAACAAUGACACAUGGUCCUUUUGACCCAGGAAUGGCCACAUAUUUUGUGACUGGUUAAGAAGAGCCUAAAUUUGAAAGGGCAGGGUCUAAUCAUCCUGUCUAAUCACAUAUUUAUAUGAGAACGUUAGAAAGAUUUCAGAUUGUCGUGGUUGUUGCACGAAAAAGUUCUCACAAUAACUGGAUAUUGUGUCAGUGUCUCAAUACACGAGUCCUACUACCAUAGAAUUAUAUAGGGCAGGGUUACGCUCAGCAUACACCAUUAAAAGUUAGCAGUACUGAGCCUUUUAACAUGAAUGUGUGUAUCAUGCAAUCAGUGUCACCUUUAAUAUCAUUUCAAGGAUCUGUUUACAGAGUUUGCAACAUUUGAAAAGAUAAGGCUAUGAAGCGGUCUGCACAUAUGCCUGUCUCUGUAUUUACAUUUCUGAGAACACAGUGCCAUUUAUUCACAGGAAGAGAGUAAAUAACAGUUUGUGUGUGUGUGUGUGUGUGUGUGUAUAUACACACACACACACACACACUACAGAAAAGGCCUUGCAGAGGAUGCUUUAAAGUGUGAUGUCUGUCAAAGUUUUUAUUUAAGUGUCCUUUAAAGAUGGGCAAAUGUACACCCAAAUCAUCUCGAGUUCAGUCUACUGUGGUCUUGUAAUUCAAUAAACCCAGUCAUUUAUUUAUAGAAUCAGAAUCAGUCUGAAGCUGUUGGAACACUCUGACCAAACAGGACUCAACAAACACACUUCUCACAAUCUGAAGAGGCCAGGCAACUUAAAAAAGAACUGGCCAACCAAACAAACUGUGAAUGAGGAAAAACAAGGAUGCAUGGUAAUGAUGAUCAAUAACUUCAGUAAUCAUGCUUAAUUAUCUGCUUCCACAUGAGGAUUUCUCAGAUAUGUAGUAUUAAUAUAAUUAAUCAUUAAUUGGAUUGUGGUGCACCAGACAUGCUUGUGUCUGGCCACAAGAUUUGUAACUCGAAGUGCUGUGCAUAGGGUGAAAUGUACUUUAUAUGUCAAAUAUCAACCAUUGUCCAGAAUUAUCUACAAUAUCCGUAUUUAAUUUCACAGACAAGAAUAUUGAGUAAAUAACUUUCAUAUCACACCAACUAGCUUCAUUUUAUGUCCAUGCAUCCCAAGUGAGUAGACUUCCUAUGACUAGCCAACUGGUGGAGCACCUCUACCAACAGCUUGUGUUUGUUGGAGAAAGUUGGGUCAGUGAGGCCUGACUUAAUUUCAGACAUGUAUUUGUGUUUGUCCAGGUUGAACGCAGGCACAAGAAUAGCCACUGUGUCGUUUCCACUGUGACUGCACACUUACUGCAGAAGAACACACAAACUGCAACGUUAUGGCAACAAUGCUAGAUAUGAAUGACCCCACAAACUGCCAUUUCUAUAGCACAUUGACUUGUACCUUUUUUUUUUUAACUUUAGAAUGUCCAUGUGUAAACUUGAAUUUUAAAUUAUUUUUUAUUAAAAGCACAUUGUUUUAAUGUUUUUGUAAAUAUAAUUGCAUAUUUUUCCUAUCCACAAAAAGUCAUGUUUGUUUAGUUAUUGUAAAGUCCUGCAGUGGCUGGUGAACAGAAGGAUAUUUUUCCUAACAGGAAAUAACUAAAUGAAAACAAAGGUCACCAUCAGAGCAUCUACAACAUGAAUGUAUCCAUCUGUUACAUGCAAGAAUGUUGCAUUAUUUUGUAUGACUUGCGCUGUGAUCAGGCACUAGUCUUUUAAGUAUGAAUUUCACCCUUUUUUAAAGUAUGACAUUUUCACACUUUUUAAUAUUCAGAAUCCAUACAACUCCAAGUAAGAUUACAGAUGUUCUGCAAAACAGGGUGCAGUUCUCUCUCAUAAUUUUUCUCAUUGUCAUUUUAAAGAUUUAAUUUGUAUUUUUACACUGGAUGCCAUUUUAAACCAUAAAUGUUGAUGCUCUUGCCUUACGUCAUCUAUGGGAUGUAAUAUGGAAAUGUAUUAUUGUGUCUUUACUAUUCAUCUCUGAUUCAUUUCAGCUCUUCUGUAGCAGAGCAAAAUGUGUUUACCAUACUUUAAGGGAUUUCGGAUUUAAAAACCCAGCUCUGUUUAGUUUGACCAUUAAUCUCUGCCCUACGCAAGAUUUCAUGGUGCCUUUUGUGAGAUGUUAUGGUUAAAAAUGAAACUGAUGUAGGUAGAUUGUGAAGAUGGCAUUGAGGAGCAGUUACUCUCUUUUCAAAUUUGAAAUGUUUGACUCAUCAGGGGUUACACGGUGUCCGACUUGAACAGAAAGAUGUGCAAUGUUUUGUCCUGUAUCAGAUAAAAAUAUAUGGCUUUUACGCCUAUUGCUUUGCUGGUGGAGUUGACUUAUUUGUUGCAUUUUGUUGGAUUUGCCACAUUCUAAUGGAACUUCCAUCUCAGUCAGAAAUAUCGCUUCUCAUUUAAAAGAAAAGGACAAAGAUAAAAAUUAUCUAUAAAGAGAGCUAUAGGUCUGACGUAUUAUUAAAGUACUAGUAGAGGACAUUUCUCAGUGGAAUGGCUGUAUAUAUGGGGAAAAGGUUUAAAACAGUGAAGGUUUGCCCUAUUUGCGUAUGAUUUUCAGGUAGCAUUUUGAAACAUCAAAGCCUUUAAAACUGUGUGUUUUACUGCACCCGUUGAACUACAGUUUCGGUGAAUUUGCCAAGUUAAAAGCUGACCAUGUAGUCUCUUCCCUUCCUCUCGUUAUUCGGCCUUUUAUCUAGUUUGGCAUCUUUAGUAUGAAGAUAAUUUAUGAAUUGCCCACAAAAAGGUCCUGUCAAGUCCGUCAGGAUCAUGCAUCACUAUUUGUCUUUUGUGGGUUUUCUAAGAUCAGUGGAUGGGUUCUACAGAAUUUCUCAUGUUUCUCUUAAGUUUUUUUAGGUUUGUAAGCUUCUAACGGUUAAAAGCCUCCUUGUAGUGUGACUCAAACAAAUGAUUUGUCAGCACAUACCACACAACACUUUAUUUAGGACCUGUUUAAGCCCUGGUUUUCACUCUACCUUUUCAUUUUUACAUUUUUAAAAUUUAUUUUUCAGUUUUAUUUAUGAUUUCUUUUUUUAAUAUUGAAUCCAGGAAAUCACACAUUCUUGAAGAUUGUCUUUUGUAUGGAGUUUUUAAGUUUGUAGAUUUUUUUUUUUUAAUGUAAAACGUCAUUUAUAUACCAAAGGCCACCUCUGCAGUCCUUUAAGUGCAAUGUCAAAUGGAACAGUCUUAAUUUUGAAUAUGUGAAUUUUAACAGGGAUUAAAAGGGCAGAGGCUGACAAAUUAACAGUAUUUUUCUGUUAUGUAAAAAGUAUAUUUUGUGUGACUAAUUUAAAGCUCACUUUUAAUAGCAUAUUACUGUGAAGUGAUCCCUCAGUGUUAGACUUGAUGUAAAUAAUUAAAAGGGUUGAAGAUAA
Electrophorus electricus (electric eel) is the source of this 7604-nucleotide messenger RNA. RefSeq names its product c-abl oncogene 2, non-receptor tyrosine kinase (gene abl2). The record is from RefSeq and is a predicted model, not a curated record. Gene Ontology annotation, molecular function: protein binding; non-membrane spanning protein tyrosine kinase activity; ATP binding. Gene Ontology annotation, biological process: protein phosphorylation. Lineage: Eukaryota; Metazoa; Chordata; Actinopteri; Gymnotiformes; Gymnotidae.